AGAAUGGCUAAGCAAAGUCCUUGAGCUGCUGUGAUGAAGAUGGCUUACCUCCAGGGCCUGACAACAGAAUCGCGCGGUUGGUCGGAGCAAGGUUCCUGGUGUAUUUGGAGAUCUCUGCUUGCUUCAGGUGAAUGUACGCGGCGCUCGUCAGCACAACGCGUGUUUGCUCACUGCAGAGGGGGAAAAGGAGUCGCAUAGAUCUCCACUCGCACUAUAUUGUUGGUUCUUGGUUAGCAAUGGCCAAGCGUCUGGCCGUCGCGCUCCUGCUGCUGGUGGUGGCGCUCCUCGCGUCCUGCGACGGGAGGGAGCUGAAAGGGAAGGGCGGCGGCACUGGUGGUGCCGUCGACGAAGCCAAGGAUCUGGUGCCCAGGCUGCCGCCUCUGGUGCCCAACCUGCCGCCGCUGCCGCCCGAUCUGCAGCACCGCACCUUGGAGUUCGCCGACGGCCAUGGGCUCCGAUAGCUCCAGCCAUGUUAG
Messenger RNA from Hordeum vulgare subsp. vulgare (domesticated barley), 476 nucleotides. RefSeq lists its product as uncharacterized. The coding region runs from base 132 to 461 and encodes 109 amino acids. The record is from RefSeq and is a predicted model, not a curated record. The transcript has a single exon. NCBI's taxonomy places the organism in Eukaryota, Viridiplantae, Streptophyta, Magnoliopsida, Poales, Poaceae.